AUGGCUUCCCAGUCAAUCCCCACCAAGCGCGCCGCCGAGGGAGAUGCGUCUGGAGCACCGGAUACAAAGAGACAACAAGCUACCAAGCCUGACGACCCUGCGACAGACGAGUCCAUGGACUCAAACCCCAACUGGCUACCCUUGACGUAUAUCAUAAUGCUCACUCAUUCCAAAAUCUUCGGUCCCGAGACUUUCGUCUUUGCUGUCGGCCCCGACGCGCAGGAGCUUACAGUCCACAAAGAUGCCUUCCGCUCGCUUUCGCCAUACUUCAAGGCCCUAAUGGACGGCAAUAUGCAAGAGGCUCUCGAGGGCCGUGCGGUCUGGGACGACACUGACACCGUCACUUUCCGCCGUCUUUGCCAAUUCGCAUACAGCGGCGAUUACAUCACUCCUCCUAUACCCGAUCCUCAACCAUUUGCAGAGGAGGAAGGUCGUCCAAGUUGUGAAUGUCGCAGUUGGACUCACUAUUGCGAUGAUCCCACUCAUGCGGUGAACAUGUGCGAGUUCCUUGAUACAGCUACUCGUAAGAUCAGCGACCUUAUCUUAGAAAAGGAAUUUAAUGAUGGCAAAAUACCGUGGCCUGGAGUCCAGGUGACCUCAGCGUUUGAAGAUCUCCGGGGGACAUUCGAGAAGAAGAUCUACACUACUACCUUCCCACCCCGAGGCGAAGGCAAAGAGUCCGACUGCGAAACCUACACCCCCAAUCUCCAGGUCAAUGCUACCAUGUACAUGAGCUUUACCCUCUGGUACAUGCUGUUCAGACGCAUACGGGACGUUAUACCUGUCGUGAAGUACAUCAUGGAGAGCACCGUACCAAAGGACGCCAUGCGAAAGCUUCUUGCCCACUUUGUGGCGUGCAUUGCGCACAAGAAGGUGAAGAAAAUCGACGAGAUGGUAGACGAGGUGCCCGAAUUCGCGGUGGAGGUCUUUCACGUCACCAAAAACCUGAUGAGUUGA
This is a messenger RNA of Anthostomella pinea, 957 nucleotides long. Lineage: Eukaryota; Fungi; Ascomycota; Sordariomycetes; Xylariales; Xylariaceae. The record is from the annotation of a GenBank genome assembly.